CAAAGUGACGCACAGAUGCUUGGCCGUCUAGGCGAUAAAGCCCCAAGUCGUUUACAGCAAACGCGCUCUUGUUGGGGUUUUGCUCUUUCUGCGUGCCAAAUCCAUAAACAUCAAACACCAAUCCAUAUGAAAUAUUCAUACUCCUUGUUCCAGUUUAAGUAAUUGAGCUGGAAGUAAUGUAAAAGUCAGCAUGGCUCUUCUGUCAGUGGUAACUCGACCUGUUCUGUGUCGACCUUCCAACCUCCAAAAGAGUUGGAACAGCUUUCUUUCUCUUCGCGCAUAUGGUGUCCAGUUCUCCGGCCAGCGGCUCUCAAUCGGAUCUUUCCAAAAACGUGGGCGAGCAACACGCAGCAGUCCAGUGCAAUGCCCCCGACAUGCUACCCAGCUAUUCACCUCCCAGGCCCCCGAGCGAGUCGCGCGGUCCAUCACCCAAUGGCACCCACCCACCGAUCAAGACAUGUGGGAACAACCCGUCCUGAUCAUGGGCGCAGGCCACAUCGGCCGUCGGGUAGCGCUGGUAUGGGCCUCGGCGCUCCGCCCGGUGACGGUGUACGACAUCUCCAAAAACACGCUCCGCUCGUCGACCGAGUACAUCACCGACAACCUAGCCAAGUACUGUCUCGAACACGGGACCCAUCCCGGCCCCGUCCACUUCACCAGCGACCUCCGAGAAGCAACCACAGCUGGCAAACGCCACGGUCUGAAGUUGGACUUCAGCGCGGCGCACGACACUGAACCCAAAUCGACACGCAAAAAGGGACCGUGGAUGGUAAUCGAAUGUCUCCCCGAAAACCUCUCCCUCAAGAUCGCCGCCCUCGCCGAGAUCGAGCGCCUUCUCCCGGAAAAUUGCAUCAUCGCGUCCAACAGCAGCAGCCUGAUGACUUCCGAAAUGGCGCCGCACCUGCAAAACCCCGGUCGUCUCAUCAACACGCACUACUACAUCCCGCCGCGCAACGUCAUGGUGGAGGUGAUGUCCUCCUCGCACACGUACGAAGGGAUUUUCCCGUUCCUAACACGGGAGAUGAAGAACAUGGGCUUGACGCCCAUGGUGGUGCCGCCCGGCGUGCAGUCGCAAGGGUUCAUUUUCAACCGCAUCUGGGCGGCAUGCAAGCGCGAGACGCUGGCGGUGCUGCAGGAAGGGGUCGGACAACCGGCUGAGAUUGACGCAUUGUUUCGCGACUUUUUCCAUGCCGAGAAGGGACCCUGUGAGCGCAUGGAUGAGGUUGGGCUGGAUGUGGUGGCCAAUGUUGAGGAGCAUUAUAUCGAGCAACGGUCGGAACUUGCAAGGUCUGGCGAGAAGCCGCUGGAGUGGUUGAAGAAGACGUAUGUUGGACGUGGUGAUCUGGGUGAGAAGAGCGGUGACGGGCUGUAUACGUGGGAGGAGCGGGAGGCACUGAAGGCGAAGCACAAGCGGGAGAAAUUUCCCGAGGUGGAGGAGGCACUUGGUGCUUGAUGGGAAUUGGACAUGACUUAAUCAUGUUCUUUACGUGUAACUCAGGUUGAGAUAAGGUGAUGGUUUAUUGUCCUCAGUCAUUGUGCGAAAUUGAGUUGGAAGUGGAAAAUGAUUUGAAGAAUGAGUUGGGAUUAGUGGAGAGACCGCAUUCCAAGCAUGUCUAGCUUGCGCUAACGCCUGUACACAUCAAUCACACCAAAUCCUGUUAGUGCUCAGUUAGCCAAUCUGUGCCCCCACCUUCCCCUGAAAGGCAAACCCUUUCUCUGGUCUGCACGAGAAUUGACCUAUCCUUCACAGCACAGUUCCCCCAA
This is a messenger RNA of Neurospora hispaniola, 1764 nucleotides long. RefSeq lists its product as uncharacterized. Gene Ontology annotation, molecular function: oxidoreductase activity, acting on the CH-OH group of donors, NAD or NADP as acceptor; NAD+ binding. The transcript has a single exon. The record is from RefSeq and is a predicted model, not a curated record. The coding region runs from base 191 to 1453 and encodes 420 amino acids. Gene Ontology annotation, biological process: fatty acid metabolic process. Lineage: Eukaryota; Fungi; Ascomycota; Sordariomycetes; Sordariales; Sordariaceae.